Messenger RNA from Strongylus vulgaris, 123 nucleotides. NCBI's taxonomy places the organism in Eukaryota, Metazoa, Nematoda, Chromadorea, Rhabditida, Strongylidae. The record is from the annotation of a GenBank genome assembly.
CCAUACGGAGCUGGUUUUGGCUACGGACCUUACGGAUAUUAUCGCCCUUAUAAUCCUAUCAGAGGCGCUAUACGAGGAGCUCUUAUUGGUGGCUUAAUUGGUGCUGCUCUUGGUGGUAAAUAA